AUGAUCGCAGAGAGUCGUAGUCAUGAGCAAGUAUACAGUAGUGUGGAGGGGGCUCAUUAUAAUAAUAAGAGGAGGAAAGGGACACAAGCUCGAAAUGGUUUGAAGAAAAAAAGGACCAUUUCUCCCGAAACUGAGUAUACAGAUGAAACAAAUGAAGAGAUUGCAAAACAGUUCAAGAAGUUUACUAAUGCUCCUAAAUACAAUUUGAACAGUGAAGAGCUAUUUUGUAUUUGUCGAAGAGUUGAUGAUGGUCAAAUCAUGAUAGCAUGCGAUGGGUGUGAAGAAUGGUUUCAUUUCAAGUGCAUGGAUAUUGAUGCAAAACUUGCAAAUUUAGUUGCGAAAUUUUAUUGCAAAUUUUGUGAUUGGCAAGGGCAUGGAGUCACGCUUUGGAAACGUAAAUGUCGAUUAAACGAGUGUUUGAUGCCUGUUGCAAAUGAGUCUAAAUAUUGCAGUCGGCAGCACGGCGAGGAAUAUAUGAGACGUUUAUUACUAGAACGUAAUCAUGGUGGUAGUGGUAGUGGUAGUGGUAGUGCUAAUGGUAGUGGUAGUGGUAGUGGCGACGGCCUUUCCCCAGGGGUCAUCAAGAGUAUUUUGGAGUUUGCGGAAAAUGAUUGUGAAAAAUUGAAGAAAUUGGGAUCAGAGUUCCCAGAAGUUGAAAAAGUGAAAAAAUUGAAAGUUGAUAGUUCUGCUUUAGAGACUUUUCCCAAGGAGGUGCAAGAUGAUAUUGUCAAAAUCAAUACAAGAGCCGAAUCCAUUCAUCGAGAGGUGUUGUUACAGGAAUCAAAGAAACAACUGUUGUUGAAAAUGAAGGACAAUAUCAAAGCAAUCUGUGAAAGACUUUCAAAUUCCAUAUACCCUGAAACUAGUCAAGAGCUAGAAGUGAAGAAAAAUUUGAAAAAGACAAAGCAAAAGAAAAGAAUCGAUCUUUGCAUGUGUGACAAAUCUGAAAACAAUUUAUUGAAUCAAAUUGCAAACACGGAAAACUUGUUUGAUGAACUAUUGAUGAAGGUACGAAAGCGGGAACAACAACAACAGAAGGACGAUAAUGGUGAUAAUGUUAAUGACAAGGUUGUGACAGUGGAAGGGGGGGAGGAGGAGGAGGAGGAGAAGAAGAAGAAGAGGGAGGAUAUGAACUCACAGGAGGAAUCUAAAGACGCCGAUGAAAACAACAAUCCCGAUUGGUUUAGAGGACAAAUUUGUAUAAAGGAGCGAAAACGAUGUCAACGUCAUAAUGGUUGGUGGGGUCUUUUUUAUGACGAGGUUGAUAAGACAUUAGACCAGUUGAAUACUAAGGAAGUGCAAAUGCUGGAAGCAAAAGAAGCAAUACUACGUAACUAUUCAAUAAAGAUCUACGAAACUUGA
Lodderomyces oxycetoniae is the source of this 1362-nucleotide messenger RNA. RefSeq names its product Spp1p (gene SPP1). Bases 1 to 1362 code for a protein of 453 amino acids. The record is from RefSeq and is a predicted model, not a curated record. NCBI's taxonomy places the organism in Eukaryota, Fungi, Ascomycota, Pichiomycetes, Serinales, Debaryomycetaceae. Gene Ontology annotation, cellular component: Set1C/COMPASS complex. The transcript has a single exon.